AUGGCAAAUAAACACACUAUUAUUCUCAUGCAAACAUCUCAGCAUAGAGCAACUCGCACUUUUAUGGAUUAUGAUUCCAUCACUCAAGCAAUGGAUGGAAUUUGUGCUCUAUAUGGAAAAAAGCUGAAGGAGUUAAACCCAGCUAUAAGAAACAUCUCUUAUGAUAUCUCUGAUCUUUACAAUUUUAUUGAUGGCCUUGCAGAAAUGAGUGCACUAGUCUAUGAUCACUCAAUUCAGGCUUACUUGCCUUGUGAUCGGCAGUGGAUAAAACAGAAGACAUUGCAACAUUUGAAGAAAUUGGCCUCAAACUGA
This is a messenger RNA of Ipomoea triloba (trilobed morning glory), 312 nucleotides long. RefSeq names its product enhancer of rudimentary homolog. The record is from RefSeq and is a predicted model, not a curated record. The coding region runs from base 1 to 312 and encodes 103 amino acids. NCBI's taxonomy places the organism in Eukaryota, Viridiplantae, Streptophyta, Magnoliopsida, Solanales, Convolvulaceae. The transcript has a single exon.